CCGAGUGCUCGCGUCGCGCUGUGCCUCGAGGAUGAAGUGAAUCGUGCUCAGUGAGUGAUAAAGUGAUGAGUGCGCUCGUGUGAAACACCGGGAGUGGAUCCCGCGGCCGCGAUGCCGGUGGGGGGGCAGCGGUGCGUCUGCAUCGUCGUGCUCCUGAUCCACACCGUCAUCGGAGCUGGAGAAGCACCAAUAUCGUCGCCCCCAACACUGAAGCCCGAGCACAACGAGCUGACGGUCACGUUCCCGCCACUCGAUGAGAUCUACCACACGCCGGAGAAGCACUUCGCUACUGAAAACAACACGGUUGUGACGUCACAGAUCGGCUCGACGGCUCUGCUACCGUGUGUCAUUAGGAAUAUUGGUGAUGGAAUUAUAUCAUGGAUAAGAAGAAAAGACUACCACCUCCUCACAGUUGGGCUGACUACGUACAGCUCCGACCAGAGGUUUCAAGCUAUACAUCUACAACAUUCAGAGGACUGGACACUGAAAGUGAAAUUCGUCCAAAGUCGUGAUGCAGGCAUUUACGAGUGCCAAGUUUCGUCUCAUCCGCCCACCAGUAUAUUUCUACGGCUAGAUGUUGUUGAGGCACGCGCGCAGAUUUCGGGCCCCACUGAGAAGUACCUCAAGCCGGGUUCGACCCUGCGACUCCAGUGCGCAAUUGUCCAGACGACGGAGGCACCAGCUUUUGUAUUCUGGUAUCAUAACAGCCGUAUGAUAAACUACGACGCCGAACGCGGCAUCAACGUGACGACUGACGCCGCACAGCGCGUCUCAGACCUGCUCAUACCAGCGGCGUCUGCGCAGCAUGCGGGCAAUUACACCUGCGUGCCAAACAACGCCGUUCCUGCUAGUAUAUACGUCCACAUAUUUAAUGGUGAAAACCCAGCGGCCAUGCAGUCGUCAUCACCGAGCUACUACAUCCUGGGUCACUCCCUAGUACCAGUCCUAACGUUAUUAAACCUCUCCCUCCGGUGACAAUCGUAAGCUCAACUGCCUUAGCAGAACGGAACUAAACUAAAUAUCUUUUCUUAAGACGAUACGGUAAUAGGGGUCAAUUCUCCAUACAAACGCUCUCGACUAUUUCCUCCCUGG
Leguminivora glycinivorella is the source of this 1092-nucleotide messenger RNA. RefSeq lists its product as uncharacterized. Bases 112 to 975 code for a protein of 287 amino acids. Gene Ontology annotation, biological process: synapse organization. The transcript is spliced from 8 exons. Lineage: Eukaryota; Metazoa; Arthropoda; Insecta; Lepidoptera; Tortricidae. Gene Ontology annotation, cellular component: neuron projection membrane. The record is from RefSeq and is a predicted model, not a curated record.